Molecule: messenger RNA, 1297 nt
Organism: Stegastes partitus (bicolor damselfish)
Lineage: Eukaryota; Metazoa; Chordata; Actinopteri; Pomacentridae
Product: NACHT, LRR and PYD domains-containing protein 14-like
Exons: 7
Coding region: 1-894 (297 amino acids)
Molecular function (GO): protein binding
Source: RefSeq, a predicted model, not a curated record
AUGGAGUUCCGACCCUCUCCGCCACCAGAAGAUCCCACCAGCUGCUUUCCAUCUGAUCCUGUCUCUGCAAUCAUCCUGUUUGGUUUUCCCAUCUUCAUCUCCUGCCACCUAAACGCUCACCUGGACCGACUUGCCUCUGGAACACGCCACGCCACCACUACACAGACCCCUGGAGCCCAUUCUCUGAUUUCCCUCAUUUCUGUCAAGAGUCACUGUGAAGUCAUGGCCUCAGCUCUGAAGUCCAACCCCUCCCGUCUGACAGACCUGGACCUGAGUGGAAACUUCAACCUGCCAGAUUCACUACUGAAGCAGCUUUCUGCUAGACUUCAGAGUCCAAACUGUAAACUGAAGACUCUCAGACUUUCUAACUGUGGACUCUCAGCAAGACACUGUGAAAUCGUUGCCUCAGCUCUGAAGUCUGACUCCUCCUAUCUGACUGAACUGGACCUGAGCUUUAACAUCCUGCAGGAUUCAGGAGUGAAGCAUCUUUCUGCUGGACUGCAGAGUCCAAACUGUAAACUGGAGACUCUCAGAUUGGAGCGCUGCUUUUUUUCAGAGAUCAGCUGUGAUUCUCUGGUCUCAGCUCUGAAGUCCAACCCCUCCCAUCUGAAACAUUUGGACCUGAGUCAGAACAACCUGCAGGAUUCAGGAAUGAAGCAUCUGUGUGGUUUUCUGGAGAGUCCACACUGCAGCCUGCAGACUCUGAGAUUGUGGCGCUGCAAUUUGUCAGAGAUCAGCUGUGAUUCUCUGGUCUCAGCUCUGAAGUCCAACCCCUCCCAUCUGGAACAUCUGGACCUGAGAGGAAAUUACCUGCAGGAUUCAAAUAUGAAACAGCUGUAUGAUCUUGUGGAGAGUCCACACUGCUGCCUGCAGACUGUGAGCUGGAAGUUGUGAUGAUCAGAACGGUCUUUGUGCUGAGAGGAUGAACUGUGUCCUGAUGAUCCACAGAGGUUGAAGCAGCAGCAGUUUGUGUGAAGAGAUUCUGACUGGGCCUUGAUACUGGGAGGUGGACUGGGAACCAGUGUAAAGUGUGUUGUUAUCACUGUAUAGUUUAGUGUUACAGCUCCACAGUGUGAAUGAUGGAGAAGUGCAGUUAAUGUUGACAAGUGGAGGUUAGUGUCAGACUGCAGAGGGCAGCCUGCAUGUGCAGAGUGUGCAGGAAGUUUCAGGAUGUUUCCGUCAAUGCAGGAUUAUAUUUCAGUUCACUUUCUAUUUCUAGCUGCAGUCAAAGUUGUUGAGCUUCUCUACCUGCAACACUUUGAACUGAUGUGAACAAAGCAUCCUGGAAACAUGUCGU